AUGCGUUUCACCAUCCUCACUGCUUUCGCCCUCGUUGGCCUUUCCAUGGCUAACUCGAUCCCCUCCGGAGGACAGUGCAAGCAGGAUGGAAGCUUGGGUAACUGUGAAUCUAAGCUCUGCGUGCAAGAAGAUGCUAAUUCCGGUCUACAACAGCAACUGGCUAACGAGCCCUUCGGAAAGUGCAAAUAA
Molecule: messenger RNA, 189 nt
Organism: Penicillium coprophilum
Lineage: Eukaryota; Fungi; Ascomycota; Eurotiomycetes; Eurotiales; Aspergillaceae
Exons: 3
Coding region: 1-189 (62 amino acids)
Source: RefSeq, a predicted model, not a curated record